Molecule: messenger RNA, 5176 nt
Organism: Linum trigynum
Lineage: Eukaryota; Viridiplantae; Streptophyta; Magnoliopsida; Malpighiales; Linaceae
Source: the annotation of a GenBank genome assembly
GUAUCUCCUCGAAGUAUAGUGAAACUGGCUCUCUCCUGCCCGUGGACUAGCUAACACACAUUAUGUUAGUGAACCACGUAAAUCGUGUGUCAUGUGCUUUCUGUUUUUCGUUAUUUCUUGCUUUGUCGAAUUCUCCAAUUUCCCGAUCCGCAGAAGACAGUCGUGACAUAUAUUACGUUAUUAUAUACAAAUCUAACUUGCAUUUUAAUUACACAUUUUCAUACAAAAACCUUUAUAGUACAAAUUGAACUUGUACCUUAUAUGUUAUAUUACAAAUUCGACUUGUACCUGGAAGUACCAAUACUUCAUAUCAUAGUAGACGAGCUUCUUGCAGAGAUCGCAUAAAAAGAGUGCACUUUUACAAAUAAGGACUUGGUCUAGUGGUAAUAACACUAGCCUAGAACCUGGAGGUCACAGGUUUGAAUCUCAAGUAGUAUUUUAAUCACAAAAAGUAAAAACCUAUAUCGUUGUAUCACCCUUGUUAAAUAAAUAUUAUAUUUUUGACAUCUUAGUUUCACUAAAACUAAGAUGUGUAUAGAGUGGGCUUGAACCCAAAGGAAGACCGCAAACAAGAAAAGUAAAGAAAAAGAUAAACCCACCUAAAACAAACCCAACAAUGUAUCAAUAAACAGAAGACAAAGCCCACAAACAAAGAGAGCCCGCUGAAGGUCAGACUUUGCAACCUUAGCCAAUCAUGAACCUCCAAAGUUGCCAUCGAUUGAAAGAUAUGCCCAAGACUCUCCUAGAUUUGGUGUGUACCUUUUUCAAAAUAGUGAAAAUUGGUAUGAAGGGCUCACUUAAGUACAUAUUAAUACAUUAACAUAUGUAUGUUGACCAGGACGAUGGUAAUAUAGUCUAGUUGGUAAAAGGGUUGGGUUUCGGGUUUGGGAUGUGACAAGGUCCCAGGUUCGAAUCCCAGUACAACCUUCUUGGUGUUCCCGGAGGCACCCUUUGUACAGGAGACGAAGUCUCCCCAAUGAUGAUAGCAGUACGUCGUGCACUGCACCGGGAAAAAAUCAUUGAUGGUUAGUAUGCAGGUACCCCCAGGUUUAGUAGGCCCCGCUGUCACUCAUGUGACAUGUGGGUUGCUGAGGUUCCUAGGUUAUCUAAUAAAGAAAUCUAAACCAUACCUAUCGAUAGACCGUUAAUUCCACAUGUUUUUACCCCUAUUCUUGAGUCGUUUGAGAUAUCGAUUCUCGUGUUUUAUGUCGAUUUCACGCUAGGUUGUUCUUGUUUGUGAUAUUUCAGGUCCUAGUACGUGAAUGAAGGUUUGGGAACGAGUUCGGGGUCAAUUGGACGAAGUUUGGACGUUUGGCGAGAAGCUGAGAAGUCACACGAGCAUGCCUAAAAGCCACACGGCAGUGUAGGGGACCCCUUGUAGCCUUGUGGAAAUUACAGGGAACUCACACGGGCACCCUGGAAGUCCACACGGCCGUGUGGGUCGUGGCCGUGUAGGAAGCCUGAAGCCACUUAUCGAAACUCCGCGUUUUAACACUUACACGGGCAGCCUGGGAGAGUCACACGGUCGUGUGGCCUGGCCGUGUGAGUCGGGAAAUUCUGGGUUUUAACCCAAAUUCGAGCCAAAGGAGAGGGAGAGCUGGGUUUUGGGAUCCCAAACACCCAAGGGACGAACCAAAGAGAGAGAGGAUGAUUUGAGGGCAUUCUUGGAGUGGAACUGGAGGAUUUCUUCGCCUUGGAAGCUCAAGGAAUAAGCCCGGACUUGAAGACUGAUCAUCUGAAGAUUCUUACUGCAGUCUCUCUCUUCUCUAUGGAGUAACUUCCCUUCACUUAGGUUUUGAGGAACCCUAGCUAUGUUUGUUUGAUUGGAUGAUUGUAUGAGUACUCUUACUUGAUAAUCUUGAGUUCAUAUUCAUUCUAUGCAUGUUUUCAUGAUUCAAUUCUGCUUUAGUCGAGAUUAUUGAUUCUGCUUUGAUCAUAUGAGAGCGAAUACCUGAUUAGUUCAAUAGAGCACCAUAGAUUGAUAGUAGUGGAUCGAUUGCUUUAGUCGAGGGUUAAUUCACUCCUUUGUAUCGAGUGAGAACCUCUUUCUAUAGAGGGGGUCUAGUUCAGAACGCCUUGAUCGGUUGUUCUAGAGAAGGAUACGUCCCUCUAGGCAAUCGACUCAAGAGGGCCUUGUUCCUUUAGUCGAGACUCAAGGUCUAGUCAAGGAUUCUCCGCAUUGUGAAUGAAAGUGAAACAGGUUUGAGAUCAUCAAUCAUUAAUCUGGCUAGUGGCUAGGGGGAAUCAUACCUAAGUGAGUUCCCAACCUGUAAUUAGAUUAACUUUAACUUUAGUUUGCUAGAGUAGUUUUAGUUCUUUCAUCUUAAUCUGGUUUGCUAGAUAAUGAACUGAAGCUGAGUAAUAGUAACUCUAGAGACUCGUGGAUUCGAUAUUUAUUACUUGAGCCACUAUACUGCAGUCCCUUUCAUUGGUUACACUUGGUCAUUGUUAGGAGUUGUGUCAUAGCGAGUCAAGUUUUUGGCGCCGUUGCCGGGGAAUUUUUAGAUUAUUAGGAAAGCUAGAAGUUUGUUACUUUAGCGUUUUUCUUUUCUUUUCCACCCUUGCUUUUCACUUGGGUGUUUUUGUUUUUGUUGGUGUAGAUUUGGAUCAUGGAUCCUCAUGGCUUCUCCAAUCAUUGGGGGUAUCCACCACCAUCCGAGUGGUAUUACCCCGAGACCGCCUGGAGCAAUCAAGGAGGAGAAGCUAUGGAUUCGGGUUCCAGUACCAACCCCCUUACUACGUUGAACAAUCAGACCCCUGGGCAUAUCAAGAACAACCUUCUUAUCAAGAAGAAUUUCUCCCACAACCAGAAGGGCCAUCGGAGCUGCAGUUACCCAUGGUGGCCUUCAUGGGCCAUUCUGCAGAGCCAUGUUACACUCCACAGCCAGAUCCAAACUAUGAAUUGAGGCUUCUCAUGGAGCAGUUUGCUCGAGACAAUGAGAGAUCAUGCUCCAGGAUGGAUCAUUGUAUCCAGGCCUAUCGUGAAACAGAGGAGAUCCUACUGAGCCUUAAGAAGAGCGUCAAUGAUCUUGAGCGAUCUUGUGCACAACCUGCUCCAGAUCACCCUCCUGCUACCAUACUAGAAGAGGAGGAGGAAGAAGAAGGCUACAAGGACAUGGUGGAGCACACAGAAGUUGUCACGGAGAGCUCCCAUGAUGAUCAUGAUCAGGAAUGUCCUGUCGUAGCCGACCACACCUUCCCACAUCCCAAACUGAGCUUUGAAGAGGCGGGCAUGAGUGAGGAGAUGCAAGAAGAUCUCAUGAAAGAAAUUGCUUGGUGACUUGCCCUCCAAUCCGUGCUAGAAGAAGAAGAGCAAGAAAGGGUGCAGAAAGAAGUUGUGGAGGAUGACGAAAGUGAAGCAGGAGGAGUUCUUGAUCAUUUCCUAGGGGUGAUACCACAUGAACAAGGAAGGGAGGUUGAAGAAGCAAUUGGCGUCUAGCCCGAGGACGAAGUUGAGGUGGAAGAGGCCUGCAGCGGUCAUGAGUUGCAAGUAAUAUCCCCACCAAACUUCGAGGAACUGCUUAGCAAGGACCCAUUUGCAGUGUCUCUUUGCCAAACCAAGGCCACAUCGACAUCGGUUCCUCUUGGUGGACGCGAUGGUGGUCAAUCGAUGCUGUCAUAUCUAGUUUGGGGCAAUGAGACGAGAGAAGAGAAGAAGAGGUUUCGAGGGUGGAGACGUUAUCUGCAUCAAGUGCACGAGCUUCCAUCACCUGUCAUAUCACAUGCUCGAUACUUGAGACUCCACCUCAUCGACGAGAACCUCAACUUCAAGGAGGUUUUGGGGUGGACCGAAACUUAGGAGCCAUCGUCCGGCUCACGACGUGAAAGAAGCGCUUGUUGGGAGGCAACCCAACCAGUCGGUUUGCAUUUCUUUCUCUAUUUCUCCUCGGUUGAGUCAGUUUUGUUAUUUGAUUUUAGAGUCAAUAACAAAACCUUUGUGAGAUUUUGUGGUAUUUGUGUUCCGACUACUCUCUCCUCCUGGAAUGCACCACCUGCCCCGUCCACCAUCAUUCACCCUUAAUCUGGUAACUUCGUUCUACCCUCCUUAUCUUACCUCCAUUGAGGACAAUGUCGUGCUUAAGUGUGGGGGGGGGGGAUGUUCGAUUAUGUAUGCGGGUGAAUGUUGCCUGUUUGUGCGCUUGGAGCCUAGUCCACUGUCCAAAUUUUUAAAUUUGAGGGCUCCAAGUACGUGUUUCCUUGCAAAUUGCCUGCUCAGUAUGCUUUGAAUUGACAGUCUCUAUAGUAAUGUGCAACCUAGGGAGGUAGUGUAGCACUAUGGAGGAUGUUGAAGUAUAAGAUUUUUCCUAUCUAGCUCUCUGUUGUGCCAGUUGAUUUUGUGAAUUAGUGGUGCUAAGACCGUUGAUUUCAUGUGGUAAUGGUGACUCUGUUUGGAUUGUGUUAUGGACUCGUGUAUCGAACAGGGUUCUCAUGUGAAAAAUGAAAAGCAGUUGGUCCUCCAUGUCGAAAUCAUUAAAUCUUAAACAUGGGGUAAGCCCAACGUGUGCGGCACCAUUCAUUGCACAAAAUCGGGUUUUGGAAGAGAUUUUAGUGAUCCUUAGUGGGGUACUCCUACAAGGUGAAGCUAAGCUGUCUCUAGUACAAGUAAACCUUCCACCCGUUGAACGGUUUGCCUACUUGAGGAUGUGUUUUUAAGGGCACGGAUAGAGCUUCCGACCCCCCUUAAUUUCAUUGACCCUCCACAUGAGUUGAGGAAAAAGAGUUAAAAGAAGUACUCUGGCGAGCGCCAGAUGUACAGAAAUUUCUCUUGCUCGACUAAUAAGAGUCGACCGUGCGAAAGACUGCAGUUGGAACCCCCGCUAAGUGAAUGAAAAAAGAGAAAAAAAGAAGUAAAAUGGAAGUGAAAAAGGGGUUCCAACGGUGAAAUGAAGUGAAAGAACACCUCGGUAUCGCGAGUCCUUGAUUGUGAAUGGUGUGAGUCCCUUUAUCCAUGAACUGGCUGUCUUACUUCCACUGCUUCUCAUGAUCCUGGCUUGAGUCUAGUACUCGCAUUGAGAGAGAUAGGGAACGUCUUAGAAAACCAGUUGAACUCGUAAGCUGCUAUAUGAUCUAGGAAAUCCUCUAUCGACGAUCGGGGUUGCUUGUUGCUAUUGAGGUCUAGAGAGUUGCAUUGGUUUGAGUUAGGUUUUCUUGGGGACAAGAAAACGGUUAAGUGUGG